GCCACUCUAUGCUGGCCUGCGUUGAUGCUGGUAGCCUUGGGAGCCGCUCUAAUUGAAAUCAAGGCUGCAUGCAAAAGGUUCAUGCUAGCCCGAAGACAACGCCGGUGUAUACGCGACGAGGGUUCUCCGGACCGGGGACCGACGACACCUCUCGAUCUCGAGAGCGGAGAUACCAUUCAUAGCUCUGGGAGUUCUCCGGCCGUGGUUACUACUGCUGUCGCCGUAGUUUUACUAGAUGGACUCCCGGGGGCUAUCACGCCUGCUUUAACCACAACUUGAUGGCCAACCCCGCUUGUAGUGUAGCGAGUCCCC
This is a messenger RNA of Ectocarpus sp. CCAP 1310/34, 312 nucleotides long. The record is from the annotation of a GenBank genome assembly. NCBI's taxonomy places the organism in Eukaryota, Phaeophyceae, Ectocarpales, Ectocarpaceae.